AUGUCAUAUGAUCGUUAUAUGGCUAUAUGUGAUCCCCUGCAUUAUACAUCAGUAGUAAAUUUGAAUUUCUGUAAAGGACUCAUUAUUUGUUCAUUUACUGGUGCUUUCAUAAGUAUGCUGACACCACUUAUUCUGACAUGCCAGUUACAUUUUUGUGGACCAAACGUUAUAGAUCACUUUUUCUGCGAUUUUGCCCCAAUCACCAGGCUUUCAUGCUCAGACACAUUUGCUGUAAAGCUUGUGACUUUUCUCGUGUCCUCUUCAGUAACACUGUUUCCCUUUGGGUUUGUCAUUGGAACAUAUGUUUGUAUCAUCCACACAAUCAUGAAGAUUCCCUCUGUUUCUGGAAGGAAAAAAACUUUUUCCACAUGUAGUUCUCAUUUAACUGCUGUAUGUUUGUAUUAUGGAGCUCUUAUUUCUGUUUAUGUAGUGCCAGUUCAAGGUCUCUCAAAUUCAGCUAAUAAGAUAUUGUCUCUUAUAUACACUGUGAUCACUCCUUUGAUCAACCCCAUAAUAUACAGCCUUAGGAAUCAAGAGAUCAAAGCAGGAUUACAAAGGAUUUUAAAUGUAAAGGACAAAACACAGUAA
This is a messenger RNA of Spea bombifrons (plains spadefoot toad), 588 nucleotides long. Its product is annotated as olfactory receptor 11L1-like. Gene Ontology annotation, molecular function: olfactory receptor activity. Gene Ontology annotation, cellular component: membrane. Bases 1 to 588 code for a protein of 195 amino acids. Gene Ontology annotation, biological process: G protein-coupled receptor signaling pathway. The transcript has a single exon. The record is from RefSeq and is a predicted model, not a curated record. Lineage: Eukaryota; Metazoa; Chordata; Amphibia; Anura; Pelobatidae.